AUGGUAGCUUCCCUACCAAAGAUGUACAAGAUCAUCGUCCUAACUGUUGCCUGUCUGGCUGUGGUUGCAUCGGCCCAAUACUGGGGUGGAGCUGGAUUCGGAUACGGUGCUGAACACCAUGGCCAUCAUGAUUACUAUUCGCAUCCCAGCUACAAGUUCGAGUAUGGUGUGAAGGAUCCCCACACCGGUGACCACAAGAGCCAGUGGGAACAUCGGGAUGGAGAUGUCGUCAAGGGAGCCUACACCCUGCAUGAGGCCGACGGAACUGAGCGAGUGGUCGAGUACUCGUCCGACAAGCACAACGGCUUCCAGGCUCAUGUGAAGCGAGUGGGACAUGCUUAUCACCCGCAGGUGUACGGACACCAUGGUGGCUACUACGGAGGACACGGCCAUGGUGCAGGAUAUAGCUACAGCAAACUUGAUCAGCAUUUUUAA
Molecule: messenger RNA, 435 nt
Organism: Anopheles marshallii
Lineage: Eukaryota; Metazoa; Arthropoda; Insecta; Diptera; Culicidae
Product: cuticle protein 19-like
Exons: 3
Coding region: 1-435 (144 amino acids)
Cellular component (GO): extracellular matrix
Source: RefSeq, a predicted model, not a curated record